CGAGCGGGACAUGGUGCUGUCUGAGCUGGCAGCGCGCCUCAACUGCGCCGAGUACAAGAACUGGGUGAAGGCGGGCCACUGCCUGCUGCUGCUGCGCGGCUGUCUGCAGGGUUUCGUCGCCCGCGAGGUGGUCGCCUUCCACCGCGGCCUGCUCGCCGCCGCCCCCAACCUGGGCCCCCGCGCCACCUGCUGCAGCGGCUCUCGGUGCAGCCCGCGCGCUCGUCAGUUUCAGCCUCAGUGUCAGGUAUGCGCAGAGUGGAAACAGGAGAUUUUGAAACACCACACCAACAGGAAUGGAGACGUCCACUGGGGAAACUGCCGACCGGGCCGGUGGCCCGUCGACGCCUGGGAGGUGGCCAAGGCCUUCAUGCCCCGAGGACUGGCAGACAAAACAGGCCCUGAGGAAUGUGAUGCCGUUGCCCUUUUAAGCCUCAUCAACUCCUGUGAUCACUUCAUGAUUGAUCGAAAGAAAGUCACAGAGGUGAUUAGAUGUCGUAAUGAGAUCAUGCAUUCUUCAGAGAUGAAAGUAUCUUCUCUGUGGCUUCGAGAUUUUCAGAUGAAGAUCCAAAAUUUUCUGAAUGAAUUCAAGAAUAUUCCAGAGAUUGUGGCAGCCUACACCAGAAUAGAACAGCUGUUGACAUCUGACUGGGCUGUUCACAUCCCUGCAGAAGAUCAGCUAGAUGGAUGUGAAUAUGAAACAGGAGUUUACCUGAGUGAGAGCCAAGUAAAUGAAAUAGAAAUGGAAUUACUAAAGGAGAAACUUCAAGAGAUCUAUCUUCAAACACAAGAACAAGACGUGUUGCCUGAAGAGAUCUUAAAUCGACUGGAAGUAGUGAAAGAAUUUCUGAGAAACAAUGAGGAUCUUAGAAAUGGUCUUACCGAAGAUAUACAGAAGCUAGACAGCCUCCAUCUACAGCAUCAAAAACCAAGUUCAAAGGAACCUGGGGCACAGACACCUGAAGGGAAGGCCUGAGUGUACCAGAAAUGGGCCAACAGGACACAGCUGAAGUGAUUGUGUGUCACUUCCCAGAUUACGCUACAAAAGACCAUGGCUAUCUUGGGCUUUCUCUCUCUUGGAAUACGUGGAGGGAAGCCCUGUCAUGAGCAGCCCUGUGGCCCCCAUGCCAAGGAACUGAAUGAAACCUGCAAACAACUGCGUGAGUGAGCUUGGAAAUGGAUCCGCCAGCCCAAGGCAAGUCCAGAGACUGCAGCCCCAGCCGACAACUGAGAGAUCCUGAGCCGGAAACACGCAGCUAAGCCACUCCCAGAUUCCUGACCCUCAGAAAUCGUGAGGUAGUAUUUGUUGUUUUAAGCUAAGUUUUGGGUGAUUUGUUACUGAUACACAAUAGUUUUCCAGAGUUUGUUCUCCCCCUGAAUGCAGAGUGUGAAAUGCAGAAACUGCCUACAAAAAGGACUACUGCUUAGAUGCCACAGAAGAUAAAAGGGGGGUGGGGGCGCCUGGGUGCCUCAGUCAAUUGAGCAUCAGACUCUUUGAUCUCAGCUCAAGUCGUGAUC
Lynx canadensis (Canada lynx) is the source of this 1515-nucleotide messenger RNA. It is a transcript of the gene CXHXorf38, whose product is annotated as chromosome X CXorf38 homolog. The record is from RefSeq and is a predicted model, not a curated record. The coding region runs from base 11 to 973 and encodes 320 amino acids. NCBI's taxonomy places the organism in Eukaryota, Metazoa, Chordata, Mammalia, Carnivora, Felidae. The transcript has 7 exons.